Messenger RNA from Gavialis gangeticus (Gharial), 5503 nucleotides. It is a transcript of the gene RIMS1, whose product is annotated as regulating synaptic membrane exocytosis 1. Gene Ontology annotation, cellular component: cytoskeleton of presynaptic active zone; presynaptic membrane. The transcript is spliced from 35 exons. Gene Ontology annotation, biological process: positive regulation of synaptic transmission; intracellular protein transport; calcium ion-regulated exocytosis of neurotransmitter. The coding region runs from base 148 to 5268 and encodes 1706 amino acids. Gene Ontology annotation, molecular function: small GTPase binding; transmembrane transporter binding. The record is from RefSeq and is a predicted model, not a curated record. NCBI's taxonomy places the organism in Eukaryota, Metazoa, Chordata, Crocodylia, Gavialidae.
CCAUGGGCUGCUCGCGGCGGCGGGGCAGCCCCGCGGCGCCGUGAAGCUGGGCGCACAAAGGCAGCGGGCCGGGGCUGCGAGCGGCCACCAUGCACGGCUGCGUCUCCGCCUCCUCCGCCCGGACGCCGCCGUGAGAGCGGCCGGAAAAUGUCCUCGUCGGCGGGCCCCCGCGGCCCCCGGCCCCCGGCGGUGCCUCCCCCGAUGCAGGAGCUGCCCGACCUGAGCCACCUGACCGAGGAGGAGCGGAACAUCAUCAUGGCAGUGAUGGACCGGCAGAAGGAGGAGGAGGAGAAGGAAGAGGCCAUGCUCAAGAGAUUGCAUCAACAAUUUGAAAGCUAUAAAGAACAAGUGAGAAAAAUAGGUGAAGAAGCCCGCCGCUACCAGGGAGAGCAUAAGGAUGAUGCACCAACAUGUGGAAUUUGCCUUAAAACAAAGUUUGCAGAUGGUUGUGGCCAUUUAUGCUCUUACUGUCGGACCAAGUUCUGUGCCCGAUGUGGAGGUCGUGUUUCUCUACGAUCAAACAACGAGGACAAAGUGGUUAUGUGGGUAUGCAAUUUAUGUCGAAAACAACAAGAAAUCUUAACAAAAUCAGGAGCAUGGUUUUUUGGAAGUGGUCCACAACCAUCACCCAGUCAGGAUGGAGCACUAAGUGACACAGCUACUGGUGGAAGUUCUGAUGCACCUAGGGAAAAAAAGGCGAGGCUUCAGGAGAGAUCAAGGUCUCAGACUCCAUUAAGUACAGCAGCUGCCUCAUCACAGGAAAUCUCCUCUUCUAGCGUACAGGCUGACAGGAGGAAAGGAGCAGAAGUAUCACAACAAGCAAUGGGCCUGGAACAAAAGCAAGUUUCAUCCAGGUCUAGAAGUGAGCCCCCAAGAGAAAGGAAGAAGACACUGUUGGUUUCAGAACAAAAUGGAAAAGGAGGUCUCAAAAGUGAACGCAAGCGGGUGCCAAAAUCCUCACUGCAGCAAGAAGGACAAACUGAUGACAGAGAACGUAAAGAAAGGCAUGAAAGUCGAAAACUGGAGAAAGGAAGGUCACAAGACUAUUCAGACUUACCAGAAAAGCUUGAGGAAGGCAAGAUAGCAGAUGAAGAAAAGCAAAGAAAAGAAGAUGAAUAUCACACUCGAUAUAGGAGUGACCCAAAUCUGGCAAGGUAUCCUGUGAAACCACCUCCUGAGGAACAACAGAUGCGUAUGCAUGCAAAAGUUUCUAAAGCACGGCAUGAAAGGAGGCACAGUGAUGUUGCUUUGCCACAUACAGAAAUGGAGGAAGCAGAGGUACCUGAGAAUAAAUUAGGAAAACGCUCUCAAUUACAGGGAACUCAGGACAGAAAAACUCUUGUGGAAACUCAGAGAUCAUACUCUAUAGACAGAACAGGCGAAGUACGAAUUUCCGUUUCUAAACAAUUUGCUAAUCAUAGCCCACCAACUCCCAGACAUAGUCCAGUUCCAGUAGAACACCUUGAAUCCAAGAACCAUGAUUCCUUUAAAAAACAGAGUCGCCUUGAUCCUAGUUCUGCUAUUCUCAUGCGGAAAGCAAAGCGGGAAAAAAUGGAAACUAUGCUAAGAAAUGAUUCCCUUAGUUCUGAUCAAUCAGAAUCAGUGCGGCCAUCCCCUCCAAAGCCUCAUAGAGCAAAAAGAGGUGGAAAGAAAAGGCAGAUGUCAGUUAGUAGCUCAGAGGACGAGGGUGCAUCAACACCAGAAUAUACUAGCUGUGAAGAUGUGGAAAUAGAAAGUGAAAGUGUCAGUGAAAAAGGUGACUUGGAUUAUUACUGGCUGGAUCCUGCCACGUGGCACAGUAGGGAGACAUCCCCUAUUAGUUCGCAUCCUGUAACGUGGCAACCAUCUAAAGAAGGAGAUCGCUUAAUUGGACGUGUUAUUCUUAACAAGAGAACGACUAUGCCAAAAGAAUCAGGUGCAUUACUUGGACUAAAAGUCGUUGGAGGAAAAAUGACUGAGUUAGGACGUCUUGGUGCCUUCAUUACCAAAGUAAAGAAGGGUAGCCUUGCUGAUGUGGUGGGGCAUCUAAGAGCAGGGGAUGAAGUUCUAGAAUGGAAUGGUAAACCCCUGCCUGGAGCUACAAAUGAAGAAGUUUACAACAUUAUUUUAGAGUCAAAAUCAGAACCUCAAGUUGAAAUUAUUGUUUCAAGGCCUAUUGGUGACAUUCCCAGGAUCCCUGAGAGCUCCCAUCCUCCAUUAGAAUCUAGUUCAAGUUCUUUUGAAUCUCAGAAGAUGGAAAGGCCUUCUAUUUCUGUUAUUUCUCCAACUAGUCCUGGAGCUCUGAAAGAUGCUCCACAGGUCCUACCAGGGCAACUUUCUGUGAAACUGUGGUAUGACAAAGUGGGGCAUCAGUUAAUAGUAAAUGUUCUACAAGCAACAGAUCUGCCACCUAGAGUAGAUGGCCGUCCCAGGAAUCCCUAUGUAAAAAUGUAUUUUCUUCCAGAUAGAAGUGAUAAAAGUAAAAGGAGGACCAAAACAGUAAAGAAAAGCCUAGAACCAAAAUGGAACCAAACUUUUCUGUAUUCACAUGUACAUCGUAGAGAUUUUAGAGAACGAAUGCUAGAAAUAACUGUAUGGGAUCAACCAAGAGUACAAGAAGAAGAGAGUGAAUUCCUUGGAGAGAUCCUUAUAGAGCUGGAGACAGCACUUUUAGAUGAUGAACCACAUUGGUAUAAACUACAGACACAUGAUGAAUCCUCACUACCUCUGCCUCAGCCAUCACCUUUCAUGCCCAGGAGACAUGUCCAUGGUGGAGAAAGCUCUAGCAAAAAACUACAAAGAUCUCAGCGAAUCAGUGAUAGUGACAUCUCAGAUUAUGAUGUUGAUGAUGGUAUUGGAGUUGUUCCUCCAGGUUAUAGGUCUAGUACUAGAGAAAGUAAAUCAACAACACUAACUGUGCCAGAACAGCAAAGGACAACACAUCAUCGUUCACGAUCUGUAUCUCCUCACCGUGGCGACGAUCAGGGCAGGACCCGUUCACGUUUACCAAAUGUGCCAUUACAGAGGAGUUUAGAUGAAAUUCAUCAAAUGAGAAGAUCACGUUCUCCAACCAGACACCACGAUGCCUCCCGAAGUCCAGUUGAUCGCAGGUCCAGAGACAUGGAUCGUCAGUAUUUGUCGGAUCAAGAAAGUGAGCUUCUUAUGCUGCCCAGAGCAAAACGAGGAAGAAGUGCAGAGUGCCUACAUACCACCAGAAAUUCUGUUAGGCACUAUAAAACACUACCACCCAGGAUGCCUUUACUAGAGAAUGGUACUCACUGGAAUAUUUACAGCUCAACUCUGCCUGCAUAUGCUAAGACCAAAUCGGUGAUUAGACAGGAUAUUUCUCUCCUUCGUGAUUGCCUUAACUCACAAAUACUGAAAUUUACAGAUGACUCAUUGAUUAGUGAACUACAGCCCUCCCUUGACAGGGCUAGGAGUGCUAGUACCAACUGCUUGAGACCAGACACUAGUUUGCAUUCACCAGAACGAGAAAGGGGUAGAUGGUCCCCCUCCCUAGAGAGGAGACGACCUACUAGUCCCAGGAUUCAUAUCCAGCAUGCAUCUCCGGAGGAUGACAGAACAAGGAUGCUGGAGUCUUGCAUUCCAAAACAAGACAGUAUAAACCAUCUAAGUGCUAAACCUGGAGCAACACAGAGGCAGUCCAGAAAGGUGGAAAGAUAUAACAGCCAAAAACAGACUAGGAAAAGCUCUGCAGCUGAAACAGAAAGGGGUCUUCUACCAUGUCUUUCUAGAAGGGGACUUCCAACCCCAAGAACAACUGAACAGCCAGUCUUUAGGGGAAAACAUCACACUCGGUCAAGGUCGAGUGAGCAUUCUAGUAUCAGACCAUUAUGCUCUAUACAUCAUCUAGCUCCAGGAGGGUCGGCGCCACCUUCUCCACUUCUGACAAGAACACAUCAACAAGGAAGUCCUACACAGUCACCUCCUGCAGACUCAUCCUUCAGCAGUCGUAGGGGAAGACAGCUUCCGCAAGUUCCAGUAAGGAGUGGCAGUAUAGAGCAAGGACAAGAGAAUUAUAACUCUUCCUCGAAAGCAAGCUUAGUAGUGGAGGAGCGAACAAGACAGAUGAAAAUGAAAGUGCACCGUUAUAAUCAGACAACAGGGUCUGGUUCUAGUCAAGAACAUGAGCGUGAGCAAUAUACUAAGUAUAAUAUACAAACAGAUCAGUACAGAAGUUGUGAUAACGUCUCUGCCAAAUCAUCAGAUAGUGAUGUCAGUGAUGUGUCAGCCAUUUCCCGUACCAGCAGUGCCUCACGCCUCAGCAGCACAAGCUUUAUGUCAGAGCAAUCUGAGCGCCCAAGGGGCAGAAUCAGUACAUUUACCCCUAAAAUGCAAGGCAGACGGAUGGGGACUUCAGGGAGAACCAUCACAAAGAGCACAAGUGUGAGUGGAGAGAUGUAUAAACUGGAACACAAUGAUGGGAGUCAAUCAGACACUGCUGUUGGUACAGUUGGAGCAGGUGGGAAGAAAAGACGAUCCAGCCUUAGUGCCAAAGUGGUUGCCAUAGUAUCUCGAAGAAGCAGAAGCACAUCCCAGCUUAGCCAAACAGAGGCUGGCAACAAGAAGCUGAAAAGCACGAUACAAAGAAGCACAGAAACAGGAAUGGCAGCAGAAAUGAGGAAUCGUAUGGUUCGGCAGCCAAGUCGAGAGUCUACUGAUGGCAGCAUAAACAGUUACAGCUCUGAGGGGAACUUAAUAUUCCCUGGCGUGAGACUGGGUGCUGACAGUCAAUUUAGUGAUUUCCUUGAUGGACUUGGACCUGCACAACUAGUAGGCCGACAGACACUAGCAACCCCUGCCAUGGGUGAUAUUCAGAUUGGGAUGGUGGAUAAAAAAGGUCAGUUAGAAGUAGAAGUCAUCAGAGCCCGAGGACUCACGCAAAAACCUGGCUCCAAAUCUACCCCAGCUCCGUAUGUCAAAGUAUACUUGCUGGAAAAUGGAGCCUGUAUAGCUAAGAAGAAGACUAGAAUUGCACGGAAGACCCUUGAUCCUUUGUACCAACAGACACUGGUUUUUGAUGAAAGCCCACAGGGUAAAGUCCUUCAGGUGAUAGUUUGGGGAGACUAUGGCCGAAUGGAUCACAAAUGCUUCAUGGGGGUUGCACAGAUCCUUCUGGAGGAACUUGAUCUGUCCAGUGUGGUAAUAGGCUGGUAUAAAUUAUUUCCACCCUCAUCACUAGUGGAUCCAACCUUGACUCCCCUGACUCGCAGGGCUUCCCAGUCAUCUCUGGAAAGUUCAACUGGGCCUCCUUGCAUUAGAUCAUAGUGAACUUAUAGCAGAGGCUGUCUAAAAAAAUGUUACAACCCAGGAUAAUUGGAAUCACAUAUAUACAUUGAUUAAAAACAUUGUUGGAGAGAGACAAUCACUUCUGUUUUUGCUUGUAGCAGUUAUCCAAAAUAUGUCUGAAUUUUACGUUAAAAAAUGGCGAAAUUGAAAAAACAAUAUAUCAGAUACAGGAAGUCAAUCUACUCGAAACAGUCACUGAUGCUUAUAACAAUUA